CUGACAUUGAUCUACCAAAAUGGAAACAUCAAAAAAUAUUAAAGCAAUGGAGCAAUUAAAUGAUGUCCCAAUAGUAAAAAUAAAAGCAGAUAAUGCUUGCUUCAAGAAAAACUGCAAAACAAACAGGAAGAAGAUUUGCUUGAUCUUAUCCGUUCAAAUAACUCUGGGACUGGCCAUGGCAGCGUGUUUGGCCUAUUACAACUUGAAAACUACCAAGUUGGUGCGGUCAUGCAAUUCAUCGAGAUUCGUUGAAAAACCUUAUAAUGCAGAAAAAAUGGAAUCGUUCAGGUUCUUCCAUGUGCAGGAGCAAACACAAGAUGGUGGUGUGAGAAAAAUCGACGUCAUCAAAGUUCGGGAUGACUGCACCAGAUCUUUCGUCCAUGACUUUUACUUGAACAUCACUGCUAUUGUGGAUCCGAAAACAUGUUUCAUCAUGCCCAUAAAUAGGAAGUUCAUGGAUCUCCCAAAAUCAGAUGCAGAUUUGUUCAUCAAAAUUUUCACUGGGUACUACAAGAUUAACUCAAACACACUUCGUCGAACCAUGCAAGUGGUUGUAGCACCAAUUGAAGAUUUAACAUUGGUUGGCAAAUACGUCGCUGAAGAAUGCAAGGGAAAGUUAAUUUUAAUGCUAAAAAAAUACGAUCGAUUAUUGAAGAAAAUAUCGACAGGAAAAGAUUUGGCUUCAAUGAAGACAACGUUAACCUAGAUGAUGUCAG
Molecule: messenger RNA, 716 nt
Organism: Brassicogethes aeneus
Lineage: Eukaryota; Metazoa; Arthropoda; Insecta; Coleoptera; Nitidulidae
Source: the annotation of a GenBank genome assembly